GCAAAUACAGAUGGCAUGAAAAGUAUUCUAGAAAAUUCUGCGCUCAAUUAUCCAGAAGUGAGAAACCUUGAGAAGAAGCAAUGUUGAGGAAUAAAUAUAUAGAAACAGCUCUUGUGCUGGACCAGACUUUAAUUGAAGAAUUUAAAUCUCCACCAGAAGAUAUCGCUGCAGCUGCUCUUGAAAUAAUCAACUAUGUAAAUCUGCUCUUUCAACCUUUAAAUACUUACGUGAGUCUAGUGUAUUUGGAACUAUGGGAAGAAGAUCAAAUGAAAUUUGAUACUGUCAUGAAUGAAACUUUAUCUGAUUUUCAAGAUUAUACUGCACGUAAGAUAAAUCGGAUAUCUGUAGAUGCAGCACAUUUAUUAACAGGCUUUAAAUUUGAUUCGGAUAAAAACGGCCUUGCAUUUAUCGAUAGCAUAUGCACCGCUAAUGCUGCUGGUCUAACAAGGGUAGAUAAUCAUUUUCAACCUCAUAUAACGUCUUUCAUUCUCGCUCAUAGUAUAGGACAUAAUCUUGGAAUGAGUCACGACCAAGCACAUUGCAAGUGUUCAAAUUAUUCAGCAUGCGUCAUGACAAAUGAUGUGCCAUUGCUAAGCUCUGCAUUCUUUUCAAACUGCAGUGUUGGAGAAUUUUACCAGACUCUCAGUAAAGGUUAUGGUGCUUGUCUGUUUAAUAUGCCAACAAUGAGAAUGUCUGUUUGUGGCAACAGGAUUACAGAAGAACCAGAAGAGUGUGACUGCGGCACAGUCGAGGAAUGUGCUACAGAGAACCCUUGUUGUGAUCCAAUGACCUGCAAACUGAUCAAGCAUGCACAGUGCUCAUCAGGACCAUGUUGUAGGAAAUGCAAAUUGUUGUCACCGGACCAUUUAUGUCGGUCUUCCAAAGGCGAGUGCGAUAUUGCAGAAUUCUGUGACGGAAAAAGUGGUGAGUGCCCUGAAGAUCUUUACAAGAAAAAUGGAGCCAUGUGUUCUGAUGGCAAUGGUUAUUGCUUUCAAGGAGCUUGCCCUGUUUUAAAAGAACAGUGUCAAGAAAUCUGGGGUCAAAAUGCAGAUGUUGCUGAUUCAGUCUGUUUCAAAAGGCUCAAUGUCCUAGGAACACCUUACGGCAACUGUGGAUCGGACAGCGAUGACCAGAUUCAUAAAUGCACAGUAGAGAACUCGCUUUGUGGCUUGAUACAAUGCAGUAAGGGCGAAGUUUCGACUUCAGAUGAGACGCUCCCAAUAGAAUAUGUUGUGCAUAAAAUGAAUUCACAAGGAAGGAUACAUGAAUGCAAAGUCAGGAUUUUCGGGUCAAAGGAUUUCAAACGAAACCUUGUGAAAGACGGGACAAAAUGCGGUUACUGGAAGCUAUGUGUGAAUCAAACAUGUACCAGUGUCAAGGAUAUAGUAUCAGGAAAUUGUCCUUCGGUAGAUCCCGAGCUGAUGUGCUCCGGACAUGGAGUUUGUACUAACAUAAACACGUGCGUCUGCGACGAAGGAUGGAAAGGAUUAGAAUGCAAUAUAGUCGAUGAAGAAAAUAAAUGGAGAACCACAAACGAAGAUUCUGAAUAUUAUGAUUCAAUCCAAGAAUCAAAUAUGAAACCUUCUUAUAAAGGUCGAAAUGAAUUGAACCUUCAUCCGAACUUAGUCAUCAUAGUUAUUGCUGCAUCAAUAACUAUUGGCCUAAGUCUUUUACUUAUCUUGUUUCUAUUUAUUAUUUACAGAAAAUUAUGAGAAGCAAAUGAAUCAACACAUGAUAAAAGAAGGAUAUUCAUCUUUUCAUCUAUUUCAUCAUGGAUUCUGGAUUUAUAUUUGGCAUUUUAUUAACAGAAGGAAAGAUGAAAAUCUACAGGACUUCACCUACAUUAUUUCAUGUAAUUUUAAUCAGCAUUUAAAUAAAAAAAAAAAAAAAAAAAAAAAAAAAAAAAAAAAAAA
Messenger RNA from Stegodyphus dumicola, 1913 nucleotides. Its product is annotated as zinc metalloproteinase-disintegrin-like jararhagin. Gene Ontology annotation, biological process: membrane protein ectodomain proteolysis. The record is from RefSeq and is a predicted model, not a curated record. NCBI's taxonomy places the organism in Eukaryota, Metazoa, Arthropoda, Arachnida, Araneae, Eresidae. Gene Ontology annotation, molecular function: metalloendopeptidase activity.